Molecule: messenger RNA, 3445 nt
Organism: Nicotiana attenuata
Lineage: Eukaryota; Viridiplantae; Streptophyta; Magnoliopsida; Solanales; Solanaceae
Product: cytochrome b561, DM13 and DOMON domain-containing protein At5g54830
Exons: 1
Coding region: 280-2982 (900 amino acids)
Source: RefSeq, a predicted model, not a curated record
CUGCUCAAAAGUUACAAAUCUCAACCAAAAAAAAAAAAUUAAAAAAAUCCGGCUUUUACGUCAACUCCAACUAACGAAAUCUUCAAGGUUGGCGAUUCCGGCAUUUUCCAACCUUAUUCCUUUCCAAUCGCCGAUCUCAGAAAAAAUUCUCAUUCCAUAACACCACCUGAUAUUUGCUGUUGUAUAUGAAGCCCAAAGAAUAAAUAAUUCGAGGUAAAUCACUCUCUUUUGUUGUGAUUUAUACAAAAUCCCGAUUGAUUAACUCGGGAUCUAUAUGAUAUGGACGUAAGUAAAUUUAAACUAUGGCGUCUGCUACUUAUUGUUGGAAGUUUUUGUCAUUUGAUCCGGUUUUCCGUUUCGGAUCCGGGUUCGGGGUGCCCGAAAACCCACAGUGCAUCUCUCAUGAACUUCACAUACCAGUUUUCUAUGGCACAGCAUCAAUUACGUGGUGUGAUUAAUGUAAUAGACGAUUGCUCGUUUAAAGUUAGCCAAUUUGAUAUGCUUGAGGGGUCUGAUGUGCGUUGGUGGGGUGCGGUGGGUCCCCAUUUGGAAAACCUCACGAAGGGUUUUGUAAUAUCCGAGCAGAAUUUGAAUAAAACUUAUAAAAGUGAUGGAUUUGUUGUGAAAUUGAUGAAGAAUGUGACGUGGGAUGAUAUAAAUGUGCUUGCGGUAUGGGAUCUUCCCAUGGCGUCGGAUUUUGGGCACGUAGUGCUGAGGAAUUUGACGAAUGGGACUGAGUUUUUAGCUCCUUUGCCGAGUUCCGUUAAUGGGACGGUGAUUAAGGGAAAUGGGAUGCCUACAAUGUUUAAUAAUUGUAAGGUGUUAGCUGAUAAUUACAGGGUUAGGUGGACUCUGAAUGAGGAAGAUGAUGUGGUUGAGAUUGGAUUAGAGGCAGCAAUAGGGUUCUUGACUUACAUGGCAUUCGGGUGGGCGAAUCCGAAUGCUUCGAGUAGUUUUAUGAUUGGUGGUGAUGUUACUGUCACGGGGUUUAAGGAGGAUUUAUCGCCAUUCGCUGAUGAUUAUUUCAUUACUAAGUAUAGCGAGUGUAUGAUUAGCAAGGAUGGGAGGGUUGAGGGUGUUUGUCCUGAUACAAUAUAUGAAGGGUCUGAUCCUGUCGGGUUAGUGAAUAAUACGAGGUUGGUUUAUGGGCAUAGGAGGGAUGGUGUAUCUUUUAUUAGGUUUAGGAGGCCGUUGAAGUCCAUUGAUACAAAGUAUGAUUUGGCAUUGAAUCAAAAGGCUACGAUGAGAGUGAUAUGGGCUUUAGGUUUGAUAAAACCUCCGGAUAGUCUUCGCCCUUUUUAUCUUCCACAGAACCAUGGUGGUAGUUACGGGCACUUGACUCUUAAUAUCUCGGAACAUGUUGAUGAUUGCUUGGGUCCGCUGGAUGCGGAAGAUAAACAAGAUCAAGACCUUGUCAUCGCAGAUAAAAAAGAACCACUUGUUGUUUCAACAGGUCCAGCUGUGUAUUACCCGAAUCCUCCAAACCCUUCAAAGGUCCUUUAUAUCAACAAGAAAGAGGCACCUCUUCUCAGGGUAGAGAGGGGUGUUCCAGUGAAGUUUUCAAUUCAGGCUGGGCAUGAUGUUGCAUUCUAUAUAACAUCAGAUCCACUUGGUGGGAAUGCCACAUUAAGGAAUAUCUCUGAGACUAUCUACUUUGGGGGCCCUGAAGCACAAGGAGUUCAAGCCAGUCCAACGGAAUUAACUUGGGCUCCUGAUCGGAACACGCCAGAUUUAGUUUACUAUCAGUCUCUAUAUGCUAAGAAAAUGGGGUGGAAAGUUCAAGUGGUAGAUGCAGGUUUGCCUGAUAUGUAUAAUAACAGUGUUGUUCUGGAUGAUCAGCAGGUUACUUUCUUUUGGACGUUGGCUGAAAAUUCAAUCUCCAUUGCAGCUCGAGGGGAGAAGAAGAGUGGUUAUUUGGCAAUUGGUUUUGGCCGCGGUAUGGUGAAUAGUUAUGCUUACGUGGGAUGGGUUGAUGACACUGGUAAAGGCAAGGUAAGCACAUACUGGAUUGAUGGAACAGAUGCUUCCAGUAUUCACCCAACAAAUGAGAAUCUGACACACGUAAGAUGCAAGUUAGAGAAUGGCAUUGUUACUAUGGAAUUCACCCGUCCACUACGUCCAUCCUGCGAGGAUGAUAAACCAGAAUGCAAAAAUAUUGUUGAUCCUACGACACCACUGAAAGUCAUCUGGGCCAUGGGUGCUCAAUGGUCAGAUGACCAUCUGAGCGUGAGAAAUAUGCACUCCGUCACAAGUAGCAGGCCUAUCAGGGUGCUGCUCAUGCGUGGUUCUGCAGAGGCAGAGGAGGAUUUACGGCCAGUGUUAGCUGUACAUGGGUUUAUGAUGUUUCUGGCUUGGGGAAUAUUGCUGCCAGGUGGAAUUUUGGCAGCUAGAUACUUGAAACAUGUAAAAGGAGAUGGGUGGUUUCAGAUUCAUGUUUAUCUACAGUAUUCGGGAUUAGCAAUUGUCUUCCUUGGCUUUCUCUUUGCUGUUGCCGAACUUCGCGGUUUGAGUUUUAGCUCCCUACACGUCAAGUUUGGAAUGUUGGCCAUAGUUCUUUGUAUUGCACAACCUGUCAAUGCAUACUUACGACCUAAGAAACCUGAGGCAGGGGAGGAGCUUUCUUCGAAACGGCGUCUUUGGGAGUACAUCCAUGUCAUUGUAGGCAGGGGUGCCAUUGUUGUUGGGGUUGCAGCACUUAUAACUGGAAUGAAGCAUUUAGGAGAGAGGUAUGAUGAUGAAGAUGUUCACAGGCUCAUGUGGGCUUUAAUUCUGUGGUUUCUUGUUGGUGCUUUGACAGUGAUGUACCUGGAGUAUCGUGAGAGGAAGAGAAGGCGGGAUAGAAUAUCCGGCAGAAGCAAUUGGGUUCUGGGUAGUGGUGAGGAGGAGGACAUUGACCUCCUCAGUCCAAGCCAGGCAAUGGCAGAGAAAGACUCACGGUCCUCUGAUCGCAUGGAGGUUCAGCUAGAACCAAUAAGCAGAUAGAGAUUCGCAUAUAGGCAUGUUUGUAAAUCUGUUAUCACAAAUUUUGGGGUUGUUUCUAGUCCAACAGUUGCCUGUUUUGAUCGCAAGGAUUGUUGUUGAUAAAGAUCUACAUAUUACUAUAUCCCAUGAGAUUGGUUCUGUUCCAACUUUUGGGUCCCGGAGAGGAGAACUCAGCUGCCUGUAUUGAUCCCAGCAACGUUUAUCGAGGUAGUUCUAACUAGGAGACAGCAAAUUGUUAUAUUGUGUACAUUAGUGAUGUACGGUUAAGUUCAUACUUCUUAGAAUGGAUUUGAACUAUGUUCCUCCACCCUGUGUCUAAAUUGAAAAAGAAACAAUGAGAAAUAGGAUAAAACGGAAUUAUGCGGGUAGGUACAAACAAAUUUAUGUUGCAUUUCAGUUUUUCUUCAUGCAGUAUACUGAUUGUUCGGGCAUUUUGUUGCAAUUUCAGUGAUAUUUGAAUCCA